UUGAGGGCUUUUUCCCGCGGGAUCAGUGAUCGCUGCGUGUUUGUUUACAGCGUGGUUCUCUGAACCUUUGAUGUUCAACAAGUAAUCGAUACUGAGAUCAGCCGUCAGUGACGUAAAGGUGCUGAUGGACUCCCUGCAGCUGUUCCUGGAUCAGUUCCAACCCAGCGGGGAAGCUGAGACCGGCUGGUUAAAGCAGGUGUUCAGAUUUGUCUCACAACACCUGGAGCUCUCUGGACACGCCCCUCUACCUGCUGGUGACGUAAUGACAGGUGUGUGUGUGGUGAAGAAGAUCCAAGAGAACAUGUGUGUGACACACCUGUUACCUGUGAGCUACAGACUAGUGUCCAUCUCUGAGCUGCUCUCUCAGCAGCACCUGGCCUGUGUCAGCAACACGUCCUGGAGCACCAAUCAGCAGCGAGCGUGGGAAAAGGAGGCGGAGCUUUCUCUGCCGGGUCACCUGGCUCUGCCGAGGGUCAAUCUGCUGCUGAUUGGCUGUCUGAGAGGGGGAAGGGCCGGAGAGUGGAGGCUGACGGACGCCAGCGGCAGCGUCAGGUGUGAGGUGAGUCAGUGGGACGUGAUGCGUUCAGGUGUGAGGUGA
Messenger RNA from Anarrhichthys ocellatus (wolf-eel), 598 nucleotides. RefSeq names its product CST complex subunit CTC1-like. Bases 125 to 598 code for a protein of 157 amino acids. The transcript has 4 exons. The record is from RefSeq and is a predicted model, not a curated record. NCBI's taxonomy places the organism in Eukaryota, Metazoa, Chordata, Actinopteri, Perciformes, Anarhichadidae. Gene Ontology annotation, molecular function: single-stranded DNA binding.